Molecule: messenger RNA, 802 nt
Organism: Salvia hispanica
Lineage: Eukaryota; Viridiplantae; Streptophyta; Magnoliopsida; Lamiales; Lamiaceae
Molecular function (GO): DNA binding
Source: RefSeq, a predicted model, not a curated record
UAUGGCGUUCUCAAAACAAAAAAUAUUACCAUACGAAAAUGUUCCAGAGUUUUUAAAAAUAUUCGACCAAGAUGCGCAAACCAAGAUGAUAUUUCCAGUAAAUUUCCAAGACAACUUUAGAGACAAGAUUGAUCCAAUCUGCAACUUGCAAGACAAAACCGGAAGAACUUGGAAAAUGAAAGUCUCAACAACUUCAGAGGGAAGAAUAGCUUUAGAUGAUGGUUGUACUAUACCGCUUAGACGUCUAAAAGCCACAGUUGAAACAGACAUUGCUUCUUCUUCGCAAACAACAGUUGCAGCGUCUUUCAAGUCUCAGUUGACAAAGAGAAACAAAAGAUACUUCAACAUACCAACAAAAUUCUGGAGAAGCCACUUAAUGAACAAAGACAGGAUUCUAGCAAUUCUGGAAUAUGACGACAAAACAUGGAUUUCAUUCAUAAAGGAGACUACAGACCGAAUAAUACUUGAUGCUGGAUGGCCUGAAUUCUUCAAAGACAACCCUCUCUAUGUGGGAAUGAAAUUAAAGUUUAAAUUGAUGAACACAAAUGAUAUCAAGUUCAGAGUCAGCAUAACAAAGGAUAUGAAAUGAUUACUUGAUCAGAUCCAUGUGAACAACCAAAACCAAGUCAAUGGACGAUGAAUAUUUCAACGAUAUGCUAAGUUAUGCUAUUUUGUACAAUAAUCUUUUGUUGAAUUAAUUUCAUACUGCAAAAUUUUAAGACAAAUCUGUUACUCCGUAUUAGCUAGCUAAUACUUGAUGUAUUAUUAUAGUUAUCUUUUUACUACAUUAGAAUUCAAUUAA